Setaria italica (foxtail millet) is the source of this 3103-nucleotide messenger RNA. RefSeq names its product protein HEADING DATE 3B. NCBI's taxonomy places the organism in Eukaryota, Viridiplantae, Streptophyta, Magnoliopsida, Poales, Poaceae. The transcript is spliced from 4 exons. Gene Ontology annotation, biological process: regulation of photoperiodism, flowering. The record is from RefSeq and is a predicted model, not a curated record. The coding region runs from base 304 to 2511 and encodes 735 amino acids.
AAACUCUCCAUUAGAAAAGGGCCCAAAUGAAAAUGACCCCCAAUCCCACAAGGCCACAAACGCUUCCCCCUCCUCCUGCUGCUGCUCCCAAUCUUCUCCGCUUCCCUGCUGCUCUCCCGGUUUGAUUUCCCUCUCGAUUCUAGAAAGCCGCCAUGGCCGCGGCGGCAGCAACGCGCCAGAGCCCCGCCGUGCUCCCUCGUCGCCGGCCCUGACAGGAAGGAAGUGGCCGAAGCUGCUGCUCCCAGUUCGCGAUUUUCUUCAUUUGCUUUGAGCUGCCUUCCUGAUUGAUACGGCGCGCAGAGGAUGACGAGGGGAGGUGCGGCAGGAGGAGGAGGCAGGGAGGAGCAGGGGAAGGUGAUGGGCCCGCUGUUCCCGCGCCUCCACGUCAGCGACGCCGGCAAGGGCGGCGGACCGCGGGCGCCGCCCAGGAACAAGAUGGCGCUCUACGAGCAGUUCACCGUGCCGUCCAACCGCUUCAGCUCCUCCGCCGCCUCCACCCGCGCCGCGGGGGGCAGCCUCGUGACCUCCACGUCGGCGAGCCAGGUUUACAGUUAUGACAGGCCUCUGUUCCAGCCUUUUGACGUGCCUUCAAAUGGGCCUGCUCAUUCAUCUGAAAAGUUCAAAGGAAACUCUAUCAAUGGGCAGUCCAAUAGCACAAGAAGAGAAUCUGGGAGGAUGCCCACACAGACCAAGAACAACGAUGUUUAUGCUUCAAAAUCAAUUGCUGAGUCCACCUCACAGCAUAGGGUGGGCAACAUCAAUAAGAAUUCUUCUGGGAAGAAAGUGGCUAAUAAUGAUGAAUUUAUGGUUCCUUCCAUCUGUUCUCCCAGAUUUUCUCGAUAUUCUACUCAAGAGCAUGCAGGGGUUCAAGACAAAUCAAAUCCACUAUCCGCUACAAACCCACACAAAAGUCCUUCUGCAAUGCCCAAAUCAUCCGCAGAAUGUUAUAGUGCUGUGAACAGGCACUUGGAGAGAAUCGAUGAAUCUGAUAUGAGAUCAAUGAGCUCUUCAAAGGUAAAGGAGAAAGAAUCAGUGCAAGGAUCAAAAAUUGUGGAAGUUGAAGAAAAGAGUUUACCAGUUCAGGCAUUCAAAGAAAAGUUCAAAAACAAAGAUGCUAAAGCAUGUCAGAUGAGGGAUAAUGCGAAUAAUAUAGAUAGUUAUGAUAACCCACAUUUUGGGAAUAGCAGGCGUCAACCUACAAGCAUGAACGGAAGUUCCAUGGAAGCAAAGAACCCUACAACAACUAGAAAUACAGUGUCCUGUAAACCAUGCACUGAUUUAAAUGACUGUAACAAGAAUUCUAAUUUACUGGAUAGAAGUUUGCGGGAAGCUGGUUCAAAGAGAAAACGAGGACAUCAGGAUGUAGAGCAAAAUGAUGAUCUAUCAGACUCUUCAGUGGAAUGCAUACCUGGUUGGGAGGUCUCUCCAGAUGAAAUUGUUGGUGCUAUUGGUCCAAAGCAUUUCUGGAAGGCAAGAAAAGCUAUUCAGAAUCAGCAGAGGGUUUUUGCUGUCCAAGUAUUCGAGCUGCAUAAGCUGAUAAAAGUGCAGAAGUUAAUUGCAGCAUCUCCACAUUUGCUUAUUGAAGGAGAUCCUGUCCUUGGCAGUGCCUUAGUGGGAAAGAAGACCAAACUGCCUAAAGGAAAUUUGAAAGUGCAAACCCUGUCAAUUGCAAACAAGGAUGAUAUCCAACCAACUCCAGAGCAACCGGAAUUAUCGAAACAAAACACUGAAGGAAACCCACCAUCCCCUUGUCGUGAUGAUGGGCUUGGGGGCAACGGUCAUGAUCAAGCUGCAACAAACGAAACCUUUACAAGCAACCCUCCAGUCAUGCCUGCUGCUCCUGACAACAAACAGAAUAACUGGUGCAUGAAUCCACCACAGAAUCAGUGGCUUGUCCCAGUUAUGUCUCCCUCUGAAGGUCUUGUCUAUAAGCCUUAUGCUGGUCCCUGUCCCCCAGUUGGAAGUUUGUUGGCGCCAUUUUACGCCAAUUGUACUCCGUUAAAGCUCCCAUCUACACCAUAUGGCGUUCCUAUGCCUCACCAGCCACAGCAUAUGGCCCCUCCUGGUGCUCCUGCCAUGCAUAUGAACUACUUCCCGCCUUUCAGUGUGCCGGUGAUGAACCCAGGGGCACCAGCAUCUGCAGUCGAGCAAGGGAGCCAUGCUGCUGUGCCGCAGCCUCAUGGGCGUGCGGAACAACAGUCGCUGAUCUCGUGCAACAUGUCGCAUCCGAGUGGCAUUUGGAGAUUUCAUGCAUCAAGGGACAGCGAGCCACAAGCCAGCAGCGCCAGCAGCCCUUUUGAUAGAAUUCAAGUUCAAGGUGAUGGAAGUGGCCCGGUGUCAGUCUUUCCCUCGGCUCCAGCUCAGAAUGCCCAGCCUCAGCCCUCAUCUGGAAGCAGGGACCAGCAGAACCAUGUGAUCAGGGUUGUCCCACAUAAUGCGCAGACUGCUUCAGAGUCAGCAGCACGGAUUUUCCGUUCAAUACAGAUGGAGAGGCGACAAAAUGACCCAUAGCUGGUGACCGCAUGCUGUUAUGUCAUCUACUCAUCCAAUCACAGCUUAAAUGCAGUUUACAGGUCAUCCCGAGCUCUAUAUUGUGGUAGCUCCUAUAUUCUGACCAGUGAUUGCACUUACCUGAUAGUUGUAGAUUCGAUGACAUACCUGACAGUUGUAGAUUCGAUAAUACAAUCUUCUGUUCACUGCAGAGUUGUAGUGCAGGGCCUGCGCCAAAGUGAUGGCCCUGAAGUUAUGAGCCUUUCAUGGUUAUGCAGUGACCGGAAUUGGUAUAUAUAGGAUACUUUUCCAUUGUGUUCAGUUCACCAGCAGGCAGCAGUAUUUCUGUAGCAUGCAAUGGACAGUGAGUGGUACAGUAGGAACAAGCAGCUGACUGCUCGUAUGGGGAAUGUUUGGUGUAUACUGGUAGUAUAGGCUUCUGUACAAUUCAGUGUUUUAUCUUGUUGUACAGUAUGUGCAAGUGCAAGCUUUGUAAAGCGUUCUGGGCAAUGAAUCAGAUUGCAAGAAUUUAAUGCUGGAAACCAUCUUUUGCUCUGUUUCUGUUCUGAACAUUGCUUGUGGAUUAAACGAAAGCUCUGGAUUGUUAUGUAUC